Messenger RNA from Prorocentrum cordatum, 417 nucleotides. NCBI's taxonomy places the organism in Eukaryota, Dinophyceae, Prorocentrales, Prorocentraceae. The record is from the annotation of a GenBank genome assembly.
AUGACUGCCCAGUUGAUCUACCUGUCGGCACGGCGCCUCUCUGUGCCCCAGCGCCUCGACGGAGGUGCCGCGCUCCAGGAAAGCAUCGAGCUCAGCGGAGACGACGACGCGGAGAGCAGCGACGACGAGCCAGACGGCAAGGGCGAGGGCUCCGGGCUGCUGCGGGUGGGCUCGCUCGUGGCGGUGCCGCUGGCGGGGGGGCGGCGCCACGGGCGCGUGGAGCGCAUCUGCGGAGGGGAGCAGGGCGCCCCGGCGGGCGGUGUCACCGUGCGCCUCCUGGCGAGCGGCUCGUCGCAGGCCACCAUGCGGGAGGGCUUGUCCGCAGCCGGGCUGCGCCAGCUCAACGAGGAGAGGAGCUCGAGCUCUCCGCCGUGUGCAGCACGUGCGGGCUCGCGGAACCCGAGGGCGAGCUCCUGA